Messenger RNA from Lepidothrix coronata (blue-crowned manakin), 3103 nucleotides. RefSeq lists its product as uncharacterized. The record is from RefSeq and is a predicted model, not a curated record. The coding region runs from base 123 to 2858 and encodes 911 amino acids. Lineage: Eukaryota; Metazoa; Chordata; Aves; Passeriformes; Pipridae. The transcript is spliced from 2 exons.
CCUGUCCUGACUGUGGGAAUGUUUAAGGAACAGAGAGCCUUGGAGGUACCCAGUCCUAAGGAAAUACCUCCCUCAGGACUCAGCAGCUCGCCAGGGCAACCCUGGCAGGUCAGAGGCAGAGGAUGCCAAAGGCAAACACAGACAAGGAGCAGCUGACAGCACACAUGAAACAGGCACAUGGCAGGGCUUCAUCAGCUUCCCUGGGCAGCGAUGCAGAUGCUCGGAGAGGCCACUGGGAGCAAACAGCACAGCAGGACACAGCAAGCCCGUCGGUGCGCAUUGAAUACAACCCCGGCAGUAUGUCAGGGGGGCACAAGAAGAAGGGGACUGUUGUAAAGCAGAUUAUUGUGUCCUUCAAGAGGAAGCCUCCAGAGGAACUGUGCAGGAACUGCCUGACCCACACUCCACUUCGGAGAACCAGCCUGCCACAGCAGCAGGAGGACAGGGAGCUCCAGCAGCCAGAGAAUGAGGGAAAGUGUUUCUCUCGGAGGCAGUCAGGGGGGCUCUAUGGCAGACCUGGGCAGGUGGGUGCCAAGGAUGGAAUGAGACAGCCUAAGACAGGACGUGACAGGUCCAUGAGCUUUCCAUGGACCACACGACAGCAGCCACAAGUUGUAUAUGUGAAGUUCACAAAGGGCACCAUGAGCAAGCAAGAGGCGUUGGAGUGUCUGGAAGCCCAUACUGCCACCAGUGAGCCAGUGGCUUUGGCCGAGGAGGAAGAGCGGGAAGAGGGUGUUGAUAAAAAGCUGUCCCAGGAGGAGAGGUGGGAAGAUGGAAUCAGCAGACAACUGGACCUGAAACUAAGCAUGAGUGAAGCAACAGCAGCAGAAACACCUGCAGGACAUACCUACAGAUCUCCUUCCCUCACAGUCAUUGAUGCCCUGGCUCACGAGAGGCGAACGUCCUUCCAGAGGGCACCAAGGGCUCUGCACAGGGCCUCCACUGCCACAGAGAGCAGGAGAAGCAGCAGGAGCAGCCUCUCUCCAGAAGAGCCAGAGAAGCAGCACGCAAGAGACUGCACACCGGCUCUGCUGGACACAGCCCAGUACAUCACGGGUGAGGUUGUACACAAGGCUGUAACUGUGAUCCAGGAACCCAGUGAGCAGACAGAAGAGCAACAGGACCUGGAAGACAGCAUGGAUGUGUCAUUGGCCACACCAGCAGGGGCAGAAGACCAGACACCUGCCCCUGACAGCCCCACAAACAAUGGUUUACUGGACACAGCCCAGUACAUCAAGGGUGGGGUUGUGCGCGAGGCUGUAACCGUGAUCCAGGAACCCAGCGAGCAGACAGAAGAGCAACAGGACCUGGAAGACAGCAUGGAUGUGUCAUUGGCCACACCAGCAGGGGCAGAAGACCAGACACCUGCCCCUGACAGCCCCACAAACAAUGGUUUACUGGACACAGCCCAGUACAUCAAGGGUGGGGUUGUGCGCAAGGCUGUAACUGUGAUCCAGGAACCCAGCGAGCAGACAGAAGAGCAACGGGACCUGGAAAACAGCAUGGAUGUGUCAUUGGCCACAUCAGCAGGGGCAGAAGACCAGACACCUGCCCCCGACAGCCCCACAGACGAUGCUCUGCUGGACACAGCCCAGUACAUCAAGGGUGGGGUUGUGCGCAAGGCUGUAAUUGUGACCCAGGGACCCAAGGAGCAGACAGAAGAGCAACAGGACCUGGAUCAAAAUAUGGAUGAGGUGACAAAAGCCACAGCCACAACAGAAGGGACAGAAAGCCCACCAGAUGCCCCACACAGCCCCACAGACGAUGCCCCUGUUCUGCUGGACACAGACGAGUACAACAGGACAAAGGUCCUGGGCAAGGGUGUAAUUGUGAUCCAGGGAACCAACCAACAGCCAGAAGAACUGAGGGACCUGGAACAAAGUACAGAUGAGGUGACAAGAGCAACAGCCACAGCAGCAGGGGCAAAGAUACCCAGGCACAUACCCCACACAGCCCCGCACAGCCCCACAGACGAUGCCCCUGUUCUGCUGGACACAGCUCAGUACAUCAGGACUGAGGUCGUCCGCAAGGCUGUAAUUAUGACCCAGGCACCUGUUCUGAAGCUGGAAGAACAGUGGAACCGGGAAGGUAGCAUGGAUGAGGUAAUGGCAGCAACAGCCACAACAGCAGAAGUGACAGAAAGCCCAGCAUAUGCCCCGAACUGCCCCACAACUGAUGCUCCAACUCUGCUGGACACAUUCCAGGACAUCAGGAAUGAAGUCCAGGGCAAGGCUACACUGUUAGUCCAGAGUCCUGAACAGCAACCGGAAGAACAGCAGGACCUGGAACAAGGCGUGGAUGAGGUGGUGAGAGCAACAGCCACAGCGGCAGGAGCAGAGAGCCCAGCACAUGCCCUGCACAGCCCCACAGACAAUGCCUCCAUUCUUCUGAACACAGACGAGUACAACAGGACAAAGGUCCUGGGUAAGGGUGUAAUUGUGAUCCAGGGAACCAACCAACAGCCAGAAGAACUGAAGGACCUGAAACAAAGCACAGGAGAGGUGAUGAGAGCAACAGCCACAGCAGCAGAGGCAGAGGUUCUGGCACAUACCCUGCACAGCCCUGCAGGCAAUGCUCCAGUUCUGCUGGACACAGCCCAGGACAUCAGGGGUGAGGUCGUGGGCAAGGCUGCUCUAAACUGUUCUAUAAAGAGUUCCAAACAGCGGCUGAAAGUACAGCAGAACCCAGAAAAAGGUACGGAUAACAUGGUGAAAGCAACAGCCACAGCAGCACGGACUGCUCCAACAGCCAGAAGAACAGCAGGACCAGAAAAGAAGUAUGCACGAGGCACUGGCAGGACCAACCUCCUCAGCAGGACCAGAGAGCCCAGCAAACGCCCCCCAAAGCCCCACAGCUGAAGCUCCGACUCUGCUGGACACAACCCACUACAUCAGGAGUGGGGUCCUGGGCAAGGCCACUCUUGCAGCCCUGGGACCUGUCCAGCAGACAGAAAAACAGUGGGACUGGUAAGGAAGCAUGGAUGAAGCAACAGCAUCAUCCAGCUGCAUCCAGCUGCCCCAAGGACUUGGCACUACCAGCAUAUCCUUGUCCAUGGCUUCAGGGGACCCACCUAUGAUUUGAUGCGGACACAUUUUGAGGCUAA